UUCCUUCCUUCCUUCUUCGCCAUUUUUAGAAACAGAAGAAAAUUACCAAAUUCUCUCUCUCAGCUCACAAUAAAAAAUUCCCUGAAGAAUUCUCCUGAAAAAUUAUCAAAUCCUCGCGAAGCAGUAGCAGCUCCGACAAGGUUCUUGGGAGGAGCAACCGACCGCCGGCGCGAUCUCCGGGUAGGAGGCGAGGGAUGUCGGCGCCGGACGCCGCCGGAUUACUGGAAACCUCGAAGGAGCUCGAUCGGCUGAGGAAAGAGCAAGAGGAAGUGCUACAGGAGAUCAAUAAGCUGCACAAGAAGCUCCAAUCCACUCCUGAGGUGGUUGAGAAGCCUGGUGAUAAUUCCUUGUCGAGGCUUAAGAUGUUAUAUACAUCAGCCAAAGAACUCGCAGAAAGUGAAAUAAACUUUUCAACUCAUUUAUUACAACAACUUGAUGUUUUGAUGUCUCCUGGACCUCCAGGGCAACAACGAAGGAGGAUAGAAGGUAAUGAACAGAAAAAGAAGCGAAUGAAGGCUGAUUCUGAUAUGUCAAGACUCUCUCCAUCAAUGCGACACCAGGAGGCUCUCGCUAAUCUCAAGGGUGAACAAGUAGCAGCUAGGGUCACACAAGAAAAUGCUGAGAAAGAUGAGUGGGUCAUUGUUAAAGUUAUUCAUUUUGAUAGGGAAACUAAAGUAAUUGAAGUGCUAGACGAGGAACCUGGUGAUGAUGAAGAGGGUGGCGGCCAGAGAAAGUACAAGCUGCCUAUGUCGCGUAUUAUACCGUUUCCAAAGCGGAGUGAUCCCACGAGUGCUCAAGAUUUCGGUCUUGGGAAACAAGUUUUGGCACUAUAUCCGGGAACAACUGCAUUGUAUAGGGCAACUGUUGCCCAGCAACGCAAGGUAACCGGUUCAUCCAUGUGUGUUAUAUCCAGGUUGUUGUGCUUAGUUAUGUAUUGGAAUUUGACGACGAUGAGGAGGAAGAUGGAUCGUUGCCUCAAAGGCUUGUCCCUUUCCACAGGGUAGUUGGUCUUCCGGAAGGACACAAGCAGUGAAAAAGAUGCUGUUCAUCUGUGUUUGUACAGUAUUGUCCUCGUGGCAUUGUGCAUUUAGACAUAUUUAGGUGGCCUUGUGUCCUUAUUCCAGGGAGCUAGGGUAACGCGACCACUACCUCAGCUCUUGUUGUACCACAGUCGAUUGUUGUUCUAUUGUCUCACUGCUACUUGUUGUACCACUGUUGAUUGUUGUUCUAUUGACUCCCUGCUACUAAGUUUUGUUGUAAUAUUUGUAUCCACAUGAUUGUUUAUUGUGUUUAAAGAUGGAUUGUCCAUUUUCAACUUCA
Molecule: messenger RNA, 1320 nt
Organism: Rhododendron vialii
Lineage: Eukaryota; Viridiplantae; Streptophyta; Magnoliopsida; Ericales; Ericaceae
Product: SAGA-associated factor 29 homolog A
Exons: 8
Coding region: 195-1004 (269 amino acids)
Cellular component (GO): SAGA complex
Source: RefSeq, a predicted model, not a curated record